This is a messenger RNA of Anopheles merus, 4992 nucleotides long. RefSeq lists its product as uncharacterized. Bases 1839 to 4778 code for a protein of 979 amino acids. The transcript has 7 exons. Gene Ontology annotation, molecular function: metal ion binding; protein binding. The record is from RefSeq and is a predicted model, not a curated record. Lineage: Eukaryota; Metazoa; Arthropoda; Insecta; Diptera; Culicidae.
UGUACGAGGUGGAGGCGCACGAGCGCUCGGUUCAUCUACGUUACGUCUACCCGUGGCCCGGCUGUUUUGGCGCUUGAGGAGCGUCCUCCGAUUCCGACCUCGAAGUCGGCGCGCAAAAACACACCGAUACGUAACGAGCUCGUGUGUGCAUCACCGUAACACCGUGCACUCUGUGUGUUGGUUGAAGCAAAAAAAAACGUUUGUAGUGUCGAGAUUCUGGAGCACAGACUCCGUGCGUGCUCAUGUGUGUGUGUGCUUUUCUCAGUGAAUCUGUUUCGCAAAUUUGUUGACCGUGAGUGGACAGGCAAGCGUAUAGAACGGUUUUGCAAAGUAAAACUACAAAACAAAAACACCAAAUUAACCGACGCGUCCGAUUGCGUCGUCGCGUGUGAGUGUCUGGCGGCGUGUUUUGUAAUCAGCCGCCGAGUGUGAGGGAGCGAAAGGAAAGGAGAAAAAAACGAAUCGAAAACUAACGUUCAUCGCAGCAGUGAAAACUCGUACAUCCAAACCAACGCUGUGCCCGUUCCUGGCGAGACGGAGAGUUUUUGGUGGGGGGGCAAGCUGUACCGAACAUUUUGCCAUCAGUUCACAUGCGAACAAACAAACCGAAAGCUCCCCAAAAACAAUUGUACUCGCGUGUGUGCCUGUGUGCAGAAGUGAACCGUUUAUAACCGAUUUGAAAGUUGUUGUUACCGCAAAGUGACAAAACCAUCACAAGCUGACAUACGCUCCCGCUGGCCGGGACAAAACGCCCACAGCGAGGCGGGAAAAGUUUACCCCAACCUUGCCAAACCGCCCAGUGUUUGGUUGCAGUUUGUGCCUGGAGCACCACUGAAAAAAAAAACAGAGGAGAGAAAAGUUCUGCUGACCAACCGCACAAAUGCAUUCCCCAGCAUUUCCCAGCGCGCUGCAACGCUCGACGAUGCGCUAAUGUGUGCGCUAGUGUCACGCCUGCCGGGUGGUUUCUAUUAAUAAAGCGAUGAAGCAAACGCUCCUGCUGCUGAUGAUCAUGAUGGGCGCGAAUAAAAUAAUGCCGACCGGCGCAUCCGUGUGAAUCCGUUGGUAAGUUGGUAACCGUGUGUCACCGCCGUGUUUGCCGAAUUUCCGCGCGCGAAAGUGCGUGAAGGCCGUGUGCAAUCGCAGUAGGACGGACGGUGAAGUACCGCAGAAGUAUCGGAAGUGUAAAAGUGUGCCCAUUAGUUGAUAUUCUGUGCUAAGAAGCUCAAGUAGGGGCAGUGUGUGUGUGUGUGGAGCUAAUUUAUUGUGGUGCAUUCUUUCUCGCGGGAAAGCAAACGAAGCAAAUGUAAAAAAAAAACCUAGGCUCAUAAUAAGUGUCCGUUUUCGUAUCCAUUUGUGCUGCGUAAGUGUGUGAGUUUGGUGUGAGCAGCAGAUUACAUAAGCACCAAGGAGUGUGGUUGGGGCCAAGGUGGCCAGGAGUUGCAUCGCAAAAUCGUGGUGCGUUUAAAAUAUUGUGCUCGUGUGCUGGCGCUGGCGCGCACGUAAAUCUGUCCACACCUCGUCUGGGCGCUUUAUCGGCGUGUGGUGCGCGAACGAAGCCGGCUUCACUUUCACGCGUUUCCAAGUGUCUUGCAUUGCGAGAAGAUCAAGAACACUAGGCGUAGUGUGUGUGUGUGUGUGUGCGUGUUUUUGUGCAGUGAAAAACGUCGCUCCGUGUGUGGUGUUCAGGCGUGGUGAAGUUCCGCAGUUCUCCGUCCGCGGUAAAGGUUAGCUUUUGAAGGUGUGCGGGCGUGUAUGUGCCAGUGUUUAGUGUGCCACACGCUAGUGCUAGCAGGUGGGAGCCGGGUGGUGGUGGAACAAACAAGGUGCGCACAGCCAUAAUGCCCGCCACAUCGUACGUGCGCGUACACCGGAAGUCGCUGUACUAUGCGCGCCCCGAGCGGGCCACCCUCUACGACAGCACCGAGGAGGACGUUCGCAGUGUGUGGGACGCUUCGUCCCAGGAGGGUGACGAGAGCGGUGGGAAGGAUGCGGCCGAGGAUGAGCUGUUGCUGGCCGAGCGACCGCAGCCACUGGUAGAGCGGCCCGCGACCGGUCGUGCCGAGCUCAGUCGGCAGUUGAUGGCAGAUGUGGCCACCGUUAAUCUUUGGGCGUCCGUGCUGGAGCUGGUGGGUCGGGUUGAGGCACGCCGUACGGAACACAUCCGCCAGGGCAUCGGGCUCACCGCCGACGGGCUGUGCUGUCCGAUCUGCGAGGGUGUGCUGCGAUACCCGGUCACGGCGACCUGCGGCCACACGUUCUGCCGGCAGUGUUGCUUCGGGCAUGGGCGCUGCACGGUGUGUGGACAGCGGUUUCCCUCCGUCGCGGGAGCGGCGGCUGCAUCCAGCAGUGCGCCCGUUGCAUUUACGUCCACUCCGUCCGCCUCCGUCUCGUCCGCUUCCGGCUCCUCCUCGUCGUCCUCGGCGACGGUGACGUCCGGGUCGUUCCGAGCGCUACCGGCCCCGGAGGAGGGAAGCGAGCUGGCACCGGCGGCGAGCGUUGGGUUCGAGCUGGACAUUCUCAUCCGGCGGCUGGUGGAGCGGUGGUGGGCACCGGAGCUGAAGGCGGCCGAUCUGCACGAGGAAGCGCAACGCCAUCUGGAGGACAACUCGCUCGACGAGGCCCUGCGCUGCUGCAAUCAAAGUCUCGAGCACGUGCCCAACAGUGCCAAAGGACUGCAGCUACGGUCGGAGGUGCUGCACCGGUUGCACCACUACCAAAGCGCGCUGGCCGAUGCGGACAGUGCGCUCAAGUGUCUACCCACGUCCCACAAGGCUCACUAUUGCCGAGCCAAAUCGCUAUCAGCACUGGGCAAGUACGAGGAAGCCAUCAUAGCCCGGUGCCUAUCCAUCUUCCUAGACCGACAGUCACAGGCCAUACCAAGCGGAAUCAAAUCAGAACUGAUGCAGGAUCUGCAGCAACUACUUUUCGAGCCCGCAUCGGUCGCAGGCUCCCGUGGCGCUCUCAUCGAUCAUCAUCCUCCCAGCGAGCCUGACGAUCCGCUCGGGCUGAUGUUGGACCAUUCUUAUGAUCUGAUCGCGGGUUGCCGCAAACGACGGCACCGGUGCGAUCCGCUCGCCACCCAGCGGCGCAAGUCGAAGAAGCAGUUCCUCACCCUCCGCCAGGGCGACUUUGACGAAGACCAUUCCGACUACGGUGGCGACGACUACCUGAGCAGUGAGCUGCUGUUCGACUACAUGGACGAUCCGUUCAGCGAGGAGACGCUGCUGGGACCGGUGCCGACGCGAAACCAGCGCCAACACCGUAGCCACCACCGGAGGCGCCGAAAGUCGGGCAGCGCACUGCUGCUACAAUCCGAUCUCAGGCUGGAGCAACACCUGCGGGACCACCAGUAUCACCAGGCCCAGUAUCAGGUGCCGCACCUGGUCGAGCCGAAACAGGAGCAGUGCGACUCAAUCAUUCCGCAGGCCAGCGCCCGGCUGAAGUCGCUCCUCGAGCGGCUGGAUGGUGAGCUGCAGUCAGCCCGUUGGUUGGACACGACGCCGGUUCGGUUAGCGGUAAACCCAGCCCUCAUUGAACCUUCCGACUUUGACUGUGUGCUGUGCUGCCGGACGCUGUGGCGUCCGGUGGUGACACCGUGCGGUCACACCUACUGCUGGGUCUGUCUCGAUCGGUGCAUGGACUACUCAUCCUCCUGUCCGCUCUGUAUGGCGCCGCUGGUCGAGCAGUUUCGCAACCAUCUGCCCGGCAGUGCUGCGACUCCACCGGAAGCAGCUGCACCGGGCCCUGCCAGCCCGUCCACCAACCUGAUCUCACUGGCGAAGCGGAAGAUGACGCGCUUCGUCGAUCUCGCCAUGCAACGCUUCAUCCCGGAGGCGUACGAGCGGCGCCAGCAGCAGGAGCAGGACCGCGAACCGACCGUACCGGUGUUCAUCUGCACCACCGCAUUCCCCUCCGUGCCGUGCCCGCUGUUCGUGUACGAGCAGCGCUACCGGUUGAUGGUGCGCCGGGCAAUCGAGAGCGGCGAGCGGCGGUUCGGCAUCGCCCUGCCGGCCCAGAACGGGCGCCAGCGGUACGUCGAGUACGGCACGAUGCUGGACAUCCGGGACUGCGUGCAGCUGGGCGACGGGUGCUCCAUCCUCUCGACGGUCGGGGGCCGCCGGUUUCGGGUGCUGACGCGCCACGAGCGGGACGGGUACGAUACGGCGCACGUCGAGUUUUUCGAGGACGAAAAAAUACACGGCGGCAGCACGGAGGCGGACGAGCGGCUGCAGCUGGUGCGCGAUCUGCACGAGAAGGUGCUGCUGAAGGCGAUCGAGUGGCACCAGAGCCUGCCGGAGAGCAUACGGUGCGAGAUUUUUAAAAGCUUCGGCAAGAUGCCGGACCUGGAGGAGAACUGGGAAGAUGUGACGGACGGGCCGGCGUGGGCCUGGUGGAUCAUUGCGAUCUUGCCACUGAACGAUAAGCUCAAGGUUGACAUCCUUUCGACGACGAGUCUGAAGAAGCGGCUGCGUGCCAUCGACAAAACGCUCAACCUCGAGUCGGCACAGCAGAAGCGCCAGCGCUCCGUGUGCGUCAUGGCCGGCGCGUCGUCCGCGUGCUGCGAAGGACUAUCAUCGACGCAACAGUGCCAAGCGAUCGACUGUUGCCUGCGAGAAAGAACUACCUCAAGCGUUCAUAAUCACCACCAUCACCCUCAUCACGAUAGCGACCGGCAGAGCGACUCCACGCAGCACCAGCAUCUUCACCACCACCAUCAUCACCAUCACCAUCAUCAUCAUCACCAUUUGAGCACGUCGACGGACGAGUAUCUGCUGUAAGGGCCGGGCAGGAGAGCCGAAGUCGAGCAGAAGCAUACUUCCACUGCAAACACGCCAAAAGUGUAGUGCGUCGCCGUAUCGCACAAGGACCGAGCUGAACCGCACAGUCGGCAGAAGCUCACGGAGAGUCCAGUUUUGUAUCUCGUACUAGCUAAACAACAGAAAAAACUCUUUCCUAAUCAAUCGAUAAACACUGAAACCGAUGGAUCAAUAG